UGAUUUUGGUCUUGCUAAAAUGUUGACUUAUGAUGAUCUAGCUUCCUCUGUUGUGGGAACUCCGAGUUAUAUGUGCCCUGAGCUUCUUGCCGAUAUACCAUAUGGUUCUAAGUCAGAUAUUUGGUCUCUAGGGUGCUGUAUAUAUGAAAUGGCCGCUCACAAGCCAGCAUUUAAAGCCUUUGAUAUACAAUCUCUGAUCAACAAAAUCAACAAGUCAAUAGUGGCUCCACUUCCAACGGUUUACUGCGGUGCAUUUUGAGGUCUUGUUAAAAGCAUGCUGUGCAAAAAUCCAGAACUUAGACCAAGUGUAAGUU
Molecule: messenger RNA, 314 nt
Organism: Rosa chinensis
Lineage: Eukaryota; Viridiplantae; Streptophyta; Magnoliopsida; Rosales; Rosaceae
Product: serine/threonine-protein kinase Nek3
Exons: 5
Coding region: 20-259 (79 amino acids)
Biological process (GO): protein phosphorylation
Molecular function (GO): ATP binding; protein kinase activity
Source: RefSeq, a predicted model, not a curated record